This is a messenger RNA of Onthophagus taurus, 1609 nucleotides long. NCBI's taxonomy places the organism in Eukaryota, Metazoa, Arthropoda, Insecta, Coleoptera, Scarabaeidae. The record is from RefSeq and is a predicted model, not a curated record.
ACAUUACAUUCAAGUACUUUAAAUCAAAAUAGUUUAAGAAAGGUGUUCUUUUUUUAAUUUUUUGAUUAACUCAUUUUCUUGUAGCAAAUUUUUGUUCACUCAAAAUGAAAUUAAUAAAUGAUUUUUAUAAGUUAAUUGUUAGAAAUAAGUCUUCUACAGUGAGUUUAGAUUAUAUCUUUGGUACUCGUGAAGAUUUAUGGAAAGGUGUUGGUUCUUUUAAAGAUAUCCCCGGACCUAAAGGUUUACCGUUUAUUGGUAAUUCUUGGAGAUUUAUUCCGUAUAUUGGUCAAUACAAAGUAGAACAUUUAGAUAAAGUAUCUAAAGCUCUUUACGAAGAAUAUGGUGACAUCGUUAAAGUUGAUGGUUUAUUAGGAAAACCAGAUAUGUUAUUUAUUUUUAAUCCAGAUGAAAUUGAAAAUGUUUUUCGACAAGAAGAUUCGAUGCCUUUAAGACCAUCAAUGCCAUCGUUGAAUUAUUAUAAACACGUGUAUAGAAAGGAUUUUUUUGGCGAAGAAGCUGGAGUUAUUGCAGUACAUGGUGAAAAUUGGCAAAUAUUUCGCUCGAAAGUCAAUAAAAUCUUAUUACAACCGAGAAUUGCUAAAAUGUACAUGAAACCAAUUGAAAAGGCUGCUCAAGAAUUUGUUGAAAGAAUUGAAAAAAUUAAAGAUUUAAACCAGGAAGUACCUGAAAAUUUCUUAAAUGAAGUGCAUAAAUGGUCGCUGGAAUCAAUUGCAAGUGUAGCCCUUGACGUCCAAUUGGGAUGUCUUCAAGAAAAUUGCCCGGAAGACACACAAAUUUUAAUCGACGCUGUCAACGAAUUUUUUGUUAAUGUUCCAAUUUUAGAAUUAAAAACACCAUUUUGGACUUUUAUGAAAAAUCCAAUGUAUUACCCAACUUUUAAACGCUAUAUUGAAGCUUUAGAAACAAUAAGAAAAAUUUGCUUAAAAUACAUCAACAAAUCAUUAGAAAACGCAUCAUUAAAACAAAACCAAGAACCAUCAGUUUUACAACGAGUUUUAAAAAUGGAUAAUAACAUUAAAACGGCUUGUAUUUUAGCGUUGGACAUGUUUUUAGUUGGAAUAGACACGAAUGGAAGCUUACAAAUAGGAUUUAUAAAAUUGGUUGAAAAAGCAAUCAGCUUAAUACAAUGUGUGAGAUAUGAAAACGCAAAUCAAAAUGAAAAAUGUUUAAACAAUCGAAUGAAAGAAUCCAGUGUGACAUUAAUACCUUACUACUACCCAGUAGUAAUGGAAGUAGAAGUCCAACCAGAAAAUCAAAAACAACUAAUCAAAACCACCGACUGGAAGAAGUUUAAAGAAAUAAUAAAAACCAAGAAGACACAGAUCAAUUCAACAUUAAAAUUAGAAACAGCAAUAACAAACCUUGAAGAAGGCACAGUAGAUGCGCCAGCAAUAUCGGCAAUAAGCAGGACAACAAUAAAUCCAUACAAAACUCAACUCUCACAUGAAUUAAAACAGAAAUGUGUGGAAAAGAAAAAACUCAUACGAGAAGAAUACGUAAGAACAAGAGGCCCAAACACCAAGAAUAAACUUAAUAGAAUCACAACGGAAAUUCACAAAAACAUUAACGAAGUAAACCAAGACAAGUG